GAUUGAAAGGGGGCGUGGGGCCGCCGGGGAGUUCAAAGCUUUGGCAGUGGAACUACGGCCUAGCUAUAUAUACUUUUUUAGGAACAAUUUGUCCAGGCCGCGUUUGGCGGCGGGGGCAUGCAGUCGUCUGCCACGCUGAACGCCGUCGGCUGGGGCCUGUUCCAGCUCGGGGGUGUGACCUCCCGCAACGCCCCCUUCGCCAAUUACAUCACCACGGACGGGGUGGCCUGCAGCGUGGCGCGAGAAGCACACAACAAGCCGCUGGCCAACUUGAAGCCGGCGACCGCGCCCGCCGAUGCGGGGGAGCUGUGCACCCUGGAGGAGAUGAAGGCCACGCAGAUCAUCGGUGUGGACCCGUGCGGGGGAGGGAAUUGGUUCAUGGCAGCACGGUCUCCGCUGUACCAGCCAGGGCCCUGGGCUUGGGAGGGUGUCGGGGAGGGUGUCGGCCCUGCCCAGCGCUACCUGCUCGAGCUGCACGACAAGCAGCUGGAUGAGGAGUUGUUCCCUGGGCAGCUGCCGCCGGAGCCGCGUCGCAGGCGCAAGGGUGGCGGGCGCAAGGGGGGCGGGCGUACGGGGGGCCACCGCCGGAAGCAAUCUAAGCACUGGCAGCCGCGAGCCAGGACAGCGCGGCGGCGGCGCCAGAAGCGGGGCCGAUUCCAUAUGAGCAUGGGCCACUGGCGGCACAUGUCAGGCCUGGAACGACUCCAGCCAAACCGCCCACAGCUUGCGCCAGCCCUGCAGGCGUACAUUGGCGGCAUCCCCACGGCGGCGACCGCGUCGGCGGCCCGGUUUGAAGAGCGCCUGCGCUACCUCUUCGCCAGUGGGGCGGCAGGGCAGGCGGCGGGGCAGGCGGCGGGGCAAGCGGCGGGGCAGGCGGCGGGGCAGGCGGCGGGGCAGGCGGCGGGGCAGGCGGCGGGGCAAGCGGCGGGGCAGGCGGCGGGGCAGGCGGCGGGGCAGGCGGCGGGGCAAGCGGCGGGGCAGGCGGCGGGGCAGGCGGCGGGGCAGGCGGCGGGGCAAGCGGCGGGGCAGGCGGCGGGGCAGGCGGCGGGGCAGGCGGCGGGGCAAGCGGCGGGGCAGGCGGCGGGGCAGGCGGCGGGGCAGGCAGAGGCGGGGCCCCGGGGCGCGGUGCACGUGCUGUGGCACUACCACUUCUCCGCCUUCCGCCGAAAGCGCUGGGCUGCGUUCAUCCAGCGCGACCGCGCGCUCCACCGCGUCGCCAAGCAGCUCACAGGCGGCAGGCCCAAGGAGGAGGUGGUGGUGGGGUGGGGUUCGUGGGCCUUCCAGGGAGGGAAGGGCGGCUCCCCCAUCUCCGUCAGGGGCGGGCGCGCGCCGACGGGGCGGCUCAUCAAGCUGCUCCGUGAGCGCUACGCCAAGCAUGUGUUCAUCAUCGAUGAAUACAAGACCUCCAAGACCUGCUACAACUGCGGGUGUCAGGAGAUGGCCAUCAAGCGGCUUGGGGGGCUGAAGGAGGGGCAGCGGCCCUGGUCGGUCAAAGUCUGCAACGACUGCUUGACGACCUGGAACCGCGACGUCUCCGCCGCCAACGUGAUCCGUGUGCUCCUCCUGCUGAAGCUGAUGGGCUUCGAGCGGCCGAUCAAGCUGCAGCGGCCGCCAUGGCCGCCGGCGGCGGCGGGGCCGGGCUGAGAGCCUGAACGGCGCUAGCAGGGCGUGGGGCUGAGGGUGCACGUGUCGAUUGGCGGCGAGUGACGUGACUAGUUUGUUAGCUGCGGGUUAGCACGGACUGUGCACCCCACCCAACCGGCCACGUCCGGAUUUGCGGGGAUGCCAAAGGCCCCCAACAUAGAGGCGUGUGCAAUUUGCGUGUGCUUAGUAGGCGCCCGCGUCAAGGUGGCUGGGUUGAUAACGACCCGGGAUCAGCCCUUUUCCUGCCAUAAGGCAGCCACCUCCUUGUUAGGAACAAUGUGUAAUGGUCAGGGCCU
Molecule: messenger RNA, 1940 nt
Organism: Chlamydomonas reinhardtii
Lineage: Eukaryota; Viridiplantae; Chlorophyta; Chlorophyceae; Chlamydomonadales; Chlamydomonadaceae
Exons: 3
Coding region: 118-1644 (508 amino acids)
Source: RefSeq, a predicted model, not a curated record